Pedinophyceae sp. YPF-701 is the source of this 525-nucleotide messenger RNA. Lineage: Eukaryota; Viridiplantae; Chlorophyta; Pedinophyceae. The record is from the annotation of a GenBank genome assembly.
AUGGUUUGCAUCAGGCGGGCGACGAUGGACGACCUGGUGGGGAUGCAGCACUGCAACCUGCUGUGCCUCCCCGAGAACUACCAGCUCAAGUACUACUACUACCACCUCCUCUCCUGGCCCCAGCUGCUGUUCGUCGCGCAGGACUUCGACGGCUCCAUCGUCGGCUACGUCCUCGCGAAGAUGGAGGAGGACGCCGAGGUGCCGCACGGCCACAUCACCUCCCUCGCCGUCGCGCGCUCCCACCGCAAACUCGGCCUCGCGUCCAGCCUCAUGAGCGCCGCGCACAGCGCGAUGGAGGAGAGCUUCGGCGCGCAGUACUGUUCGCUGCACGUGCGCGUGUCGAACACCGCCGCGCUGCACCUCUACGAGCAGACCCUGGGCUACCACCGGCACGGCGUCGAGGCCAAGUACUACGCGGACGGGGAGGACGCGCACGACAUGCGCAAGACGCUCACGCCCAAGGGACUCUGGAAGGACCGCCAGACGAACAAGCCCGCGCCGGCGGGCAAGGCGCGGCGGCGCUGA